GGCGGCGGCGGCGGCUCCGUGGCCGGUGCCUCGCCCGGUGCCUCGCCCGGCGCUUCGCCCGGCUGCCCUCCCGUCCCUCCCGCUCCGCCGGCAGCAUGAGCGUGGUGGAGCACGUGCGCGAGAUGGCGGCCGCCGGGCUGCACUCGAACGUGCGGCUGCUCAGCGGGCUGCUCCUCACCAUGAGCGGCAACAACCCGGAACUGUUUUCACCAUCUCAGAAGUACCAGCUCCUUGUUUAUCAUGCAGACUCUCUGUUCCAUGACAAGGAAUAUAGGAAUGCUGUCAGUAAGUACACCAUGGCCUUGCAGCAGAAAAAAGCCUUAAGUAAAACUUCCAAAGUGAGACCUUCCACUGGGAAUGCUACAUCAACACCCCAAAGCCAGUGUUUGCCAUCAGAAAUUGAAGUGAAAUACAAAAUGGCUGAAUGUUACACGAUGCUGAAGCAAGAUAAAGAUGCCAUUGCCAUUCUUGAUGGGAUUCCUUCCAGACAGAGGACCCCAAAGAUCAAUAUGAUGUUGGCCAAUCUCUACAAGAAGGCAGGUCAGGAGCGCUCCUCUGUGACAAGCUACAAAGAAGUGCUGAGGCAGUGCCCUCUGGCACUGGAUGCCAUCCUGGGCUUGCUCUCACUGUCAGUGAAAGGAGCAGAAGUGGCCUCCAUGACCAUCAACAUCAUCCAGAGCAUUCCCAACUUGGACUGGCUUUCUGUGUGGAUCAAGGCAUACGCCUUUGUGCAUACUGGAGACAACACAAGAGCAAUAAACACCAUUUGCUCUUUGGAGAAGAAGUCCUUGCUGAGGGAUAACGUGGACUUGCUGGGGAGCUUAGCAGACCUGUACUUCAGAGCUGGAGAUAACAAAAACUCCAUCCUAAAAUUUGAACAAGCACAGAUGCUGGAUCCUUACCUCAUAAAAGGGAUGGAUGUGUAUGGUUAUUUAUUGGCACGUGAAGGGCGGCUCGAGGAUGUGGAGAACUUGGGCUGCCGCCUCUUCAAUAUUUCUGACCAGCAUGCGGAACCCUGGGUGGUGUCUGGGUGUCACAGUUUCUACAGCAAACGCUACUCCCGUGCCUUGUACCUGGGAGCCAAAGCCAUCCAGCUGAACAGCAACAGCGUCCAGGCGCUGCUCCUGAAAGGAGCGGCCCUGCGGAACAUGGGCCGGGUGCAGGAGGCCAUCAUCCACUUCCGAGAGGCCAUCCGGCUGGCGCCCUGCCGGCUCGACUGCUACGAGGGUCUCAUCGAGUGCUACCUGGCAUCCAACAGCAUCCGUGAAGCCAUGGUGAUGGCAAACAACGUGUACAAAACCCUGGGAGCAAAUGCACAGACACUCACCCUGCUGGCAACCGUCUGCCUGGAGGACCCUGUCACCCAGGAGAAAGCAAAAACCUUGCUGGACAAAGCACUAACACAAAGACCUGAUUACAUUAAAGCUGUGGUAAAGAAAGCAGAACUUCUUAGUAGAGAGCAGAAGUAUGAAGAUGGGAUUGCUUUGCUGAGGAAUGCUCUGGCCAAUCAGAGUGACUGUGUGCUGCACCGGAUCCUGGGGGACUUCCUGGUGGCUGUCAAUGAGUACCAGGAGGCGAUGGACCAGUACAGCAUAGCCCUGAGUUUGGAUCCCAACGAUCAGAAGUCACUGGAAGGAUUGCAGAAAAUGGAAAAAGAGGAAAGCCCAACAGAUGCCACCCAGGAAGAAGAUGUGGAUGACAUGGAGGGAAGUGGAGAAGAAGGGGACUUGGAAGGCAGUGACAGCGAAGCAGCUCAGUGGGCAGAUCAAGAACAGUGGUUUGGGAUGCAAUAAAAGUCUCACCUGCUGCUUGUUCUGGCACUGGAACACACCACUAGGGCCAUUCUUCUUAGAAGAACAGAAACUAUGAUUUUUUUGUGGUAUCAAAGGACCUUUUUUUGUUUGUUUGUUUUUUUUAAUAGACUCUGAAACCAUUUAAUACUCCUGUACAUCUCAGUACCAUGAAGAUUCCUGAUGCUUCUUAUUUAUUAAGUAUAAGGGACUAACUGCAUCCACAGUUAUAUCUGCAACUUUCAUUAUGAAAAAUUCCUGCUAAAACUGAAACCAUCAGAAUCUGAGGUGUGUAAUGAACCUGUUGGGAUGCAAACAAUGUCUGAAUUCUGUCCAGGGCUAAGUGUGCUUGGAGCUGUAAAUACAGGGGUUUGUACCCCUUGCUGAGAAGGCUCUUACUCUCAUCGUGUGCUCCUGUUUGGGCUCGUGCUCCUGUUGAAGUCUGGGGUGGUUGCUUGGAUGUGACUGAAAGCAGCACUUUUCUCUUGCUGUGUUUGUUGAAUUAAUUUGUCUUUUUCCAGGGCAUUACCUGUGCUGUCCAGGAGAAGUUUGGGACAACAGGCAACUUGGACUUACAGGAUGUUUUUUGUAGCUGACUGAUUUCUCUGUGUACAGAGCUGAGCCAAUGGUGGAGAAUUAAAGUCAUUUUCUCAGCCCUUACCAAACCCUGUAAUCACUUAAAAGUCUGUACAUGAGCAUUUAUUUUAAAAUGAAGUUUAGUUUUAUUUCAGGAUGUUCCUAAAAGCUCUUACAGCAGUGACUCAAAGCACUUCACAUUCUGUAUACAGCACUGACAUUUAAAAUGGUAUAAAAGGAAUCCAUCCCCUCUUGCCUUGCAUUGCUGGAGAAAUGUUAAAUUAUGCAAAUAGCCAUAUUGGCCUGGGUUUUCCAUGUUUAUGUACUUCCUGGUUCUGUCAGGUAAUACUUGAAUUCGUGUGUUUUCCCCUCACCUUUGGAAGCAAAGUCGCUUCAUGUACAAAUCCUCAGCAUUUCAAGGGUGAGGCUGCUUUGGGUAAUCUAGAAACUGUUGCAGUUCUGUGGGCUUGAUGUGUGGGAGGAGGAAUUACUUAUUUUUCUUACUGUUCUGAUUGCCUUAGUCUUUACCAAAACAUGGGGUUUUUUAUCUUUAUAUUGGCAAUUUAAUUCCUUUUGUAUUUAUUCUGUUGCCACAGGUAUGCUGGAGCACACAGACUCUUUUUAGAAGGCUAAAAAAUAGUUUUGAGUAUCAGUUGGAGGAAAAAUGGCUCUGUGAUACAAAUACAUGAGAUGGAAAAGAAGCUUCUCCCUGUAAGGCAGAUCAGGGUAAAAUAUCAUCCCUCUGUGAUAUUGCAUCAAAAAUGCAAACAGAAAGAAUAGGCAGAUUAUGGGGCUGUUUUGGAAAUGUUUUGGUAUGUCACAUCUAACAAAGGAGGAGUCUAAUAGUAUAUCCAUCUGAAAAAAGAAAA
Messenger RNA from Myiozetetes cayanensis, 3235 nucleotides. RefSeq names its product anaphase promoting complex subunit 7 (gene ANAPC7). Gene Ontology annotation, molecular function: protein binding. Bases 96 to 1793 code for a protein of 565 amino acids. Gene Ontology annotation, biological process: cell division. NCBI's taxonomy places the organism in Eukaryota, Metazoa, Chordata, Aves, Passeriformes, Tyrannidae. The record is from RefSeq and is a predicted model, not a curated record. The transcript is spliced from 11 exons.